GAGCGCAAUCAAUGUCACUGCAGUCGAGUUUUUUUGUCUACGCAGAAUAUUUUUCUUGAAUCGAAAUCUGUUUUUCUUGGCAAUUUUUACCCUUUAUUUUGCACCAAUUAACUGUGAAAAGUGCUAAAAAGAUGACGGAGGAUCGUGAUGACUUACCCAAAGAGUUUGAUUUGACUGUAAUUGGAACGGGACUGACAGAGUCAAUUGUGGCAGCUGCAGCCAGUCGAGUUGGUAAAUCUGUGCUCCAUCUCGAUGUCAAUGAGUACUAUGGCAGCUACUGGGCCUCCUUCAAUUUCAAAAACCUCCAGACACUCAAGGAAGAAUGUGGGGAACAGAAGGAGAUGCUGGAGACAAAUGGCAUUCAGCUCUGGAGGCAUAGCAAUCAAGUGCAGAAUGUCCAGAUCAAUUGGCAUGUUCCAGAGUCUUCUGAGACGGAAGGCGAUGGAGAGGAGUGGACUCAGGCCAGAAUAGUAAAAGACUAUCACAAAUUCAACAUCGAUCUAGCUCCCAAACUACUUUAUUCGCGAGGUUCCAUGGUUGAAUUGCUGAUCUCGUCCAACAUCUGCCGCUACGCAGAAUUCCGAUCCGUGGACAGAAUUGCUACACUCUAUGAGGGUGAUAUCAAAACGGUACCUUGCUCCAGAUCCGAUGUCUUCAACACCAAGGAGGUAACGAUGGUGGAGAAGCGAAUUCUGAUGAAGAUGCUCGAAACGUGCAUGCAAUGCGAAGAGGGUAAUGAAGAGUUUGAGUACAACCGCGAGAAUACGUUUUUGCAGUAUCUGGAAGCUAAGCGACUGCCACCCAAGCUCAUACAUUACCUUCUCGAUGCCAUAAGCAUGUCCAAUGUGCAUACAUCUUUCGAGGAGGGCAUUCAGAGGGUGCGGCGCUUCAUUGAGAGCCUGGGCAGGUACGGUAACACUCCCUUCUUGUUCCCCAUGUACGGUUGUGGUGAACUGCCACAGUGCUUUUGUCGACUGUGUGCGGUCUUUGGGGGAAUUUAUUGCCUGAGACGACCGAUUGAGCGGAUUGAGUUGCGUCGGCCAGAGGAGGGAGAUGGAAAGAGAUUGAGUAUGGUGAUUGGAGAACAGACGAUUCAGACGCAGGAUAUUGUUUUUGGGUCGGGAACAAUUUCAAUCACGGGUGAUUAUCAGAAUCGGAGUUGCCUGGCGGGUUUGCCAGAGAUGAUAAUGCCGCGCAAAUGUGGAAAUAUGUCCAGGGGAAUCUUCCUUGUGGAUUCACCGUUAGGCGGGGCGGCUGAGAAUCAGGGUGGAGGAGGAGUAGCUCUGCUAAAACUACCUCCAGCUCCUGGGGUGACUACAGACAAGCAGGGUGCCUUUGUUAUUCAACUGUCACAUCACAGUGGCACCUGCCCGCCUGGACUCCAUCUAAUUCACAUAACAUGCGAUGCCGAUAUCGAUCCGCGAUUGGAUUUGCAGCCCUAUGUCGAUCAGAUCCUGUCUGUCAGUGAUGAAGGCUCUCAAACUCCUGAAAAUUCCCAAGAUCAGGUGGAUGGUGAGGAGAUGGAAGAUGUAGGGAAGAGGAAACCCAGAAUACUCUAUUCCCUCUACUUCACCAUUCCGCAGUGCUUCAAAUGUGAUAACUACGAUAAGUUGCCGGAGGGAGUACAUUUAGCUUGUGGUCCAUACCUUGAGCUCGACUAUGAUACAUCCAUCAAUCAAGGAAGGGAACUCUUUCUCAAGAUCUAUCCCAAUGAGGAGUUCCUGCCACGUUGCCCUGAACCAGAGGAGAUUAUUCUGUAAUAUUCCCAUUUCUGAGAACAAUGUAAGUUCUUUUUAUUGUUAAUAAAAGACAUCAUUCAUGGAA
Messenger RNA from Phlebotomus papatasi, 1824 nucleotides. It is a transcript of the gene Rep, whose product is annotated as rab proteins geranylgeranyltransferase component A. Bases 132 to 1760 code for a protein of 542 amino acids. Gene Ontology annotation, molecular function: GDP-dissociation inhibitor activity. Gene Ontology annotation, biological process: protein geranylgeranylation; vesicle-mediated transport; small GTPase-mediated signal transduction. Gene Ontology annotation, cellular component: cytoplasm; nucleus; Rab-protein geranylgeranyltransferase complex. The record is from RefSeq and is a predicted model, not a curated record. Lineage: Eukaryota; Metazoa; Arthropoda; Insecta; Diptera; Psychodidae. The transcript has 3 exons.